AUGAUGCUUUCUCAGUCUCCAUCUGCGCUGAAGGGCAUCCUUCCUGAGAACACCACCGCAGCACUGAUGAGCCAAAGCCAAAGAAUCCACCAUCAGCGCUAUGGGCAGAAGCAACUUGCAGAACAACUGCCUAAAUUAUUCAGAUCCAAAACGGGCCAAUCAACGCGCGGAGAUCGACUGUGGGCCAGGAUGCCCACCAAUCAGGACCCGCAGCGGACCGCUGGGCGGUUCCUGCAACACUCCGCGUGA
Penicillium chermesinum is the source of this 249-nucleotide messenger RNA. RefSeq lists its product as uncharacterized. The transcript has a single exon. NCBI's taxonomy places the organism in Eukaryota, Fungi, Ascomycota, Eurotiomycetes, Eurotiales, Aspergillaceae. The record is from RefSeq and is a predicted model, not a curated record. The coding region runs from base 1 to 249 and encodes 82 amino acids.